Dermacentor silvarum is the source of this 5460-nucleotide messenger RNA. RefSeq lists its product as uncharacterized. The transcript has 4 exons. The record is from RefSeq and is a predicted model, not a curated record. Lineage: Eukaryota; Metazoa; Arthropoda; Arachnida; Ixodida; Ixodidae. Bases 317 to 886 code for a protein of 189 amino acids.
CGCUGGUUUCGCUGGCUUGGCUGGCUCGCGGCUGGCUGGCUUCUGCGAGCAGCGCGCAUUUUGUGCUGGGUUGAGCGUUGUGUGAGUACGUAAGCCUCGCGUCGGUCCGCGCGGCGCGAUGAUUUGUGUGCGCGUUAUUGGUGGCUCGUCGUUUGGUUUGCAAGGCAGCAGUGCAACGUCGUUGUGGUGAAUAACCGACAUCCCAAAAGGAAUACGCCGACCACUGGAGUGUGCUUUCGUCAAACUCCGAUUACGGCCGUGUGUUGUGAAAGGGAGCGUGGAGACAGCAUGGGUCCGACCCGUCAUCUGCUCCUGUAUGCGAUCGGUAAGUGUGGAGGUGACUUCCGCAUUCUGGAACCUUCGUGGAUUGAACACUGGCUUGCCUAACGCAUGGUCGCUAGUGACGCUGGUGCAGGACGCGAAGCUGUCGCCCACGCCGCCAGCACAGACCUGCUUCGUAGAGACAGCCAUACAGGAGACCAACCUGUGCAGUAACGUCUUCAGGAGGAGCGUUACUGAAAAGGCGUUCAACGCAUCGGACCCGAAAGAUCUGAAGGAGGCCUGCUGCUCGCUCGACCGGCUGGAGCGGUGCCUCCAGGCGGCCUCCAACAACGCGGGCUGCAAGGAGGAAGUGAGCGCGCUGGUGUCCACUCUGCUGCGCGUGGCGCGCAACUUGCUGGGCGACGUCUACAAGACCCGCUGCCGGUUCAAGUGCAGCUCGGCCUGGUCGCUGUCGCCGCCGCGGCUCAUGGUGCUGCUGCUUUUCGCGGCAGGCCGUGCUGAGCGGCCGCCGCUUAUAGACCGCCGGGGUUUAACCAGCUGUCGUUCCUCUGGGCGGCCUUGCGACCUCGAGGUCCCGGACCUCAACCGUCACUCGUUCGCCUGAUUUCUUCGCAUGAACGGUCCACAUCGCCGAAACGGGGAGUUUGUUUCUGACUUCGUACGGACCGACGUGAUGUACCUACUUCAUCUGGCCAGACUGCAAGAGCCGUCUGCGCAGGCGCCACCGCUGCCGUCAUGGCGUGCACGAACUAAGUCGGUCGAUUCCGUGGUGGGCCCUCGUUAAUGCGUUCUUCUCGAACAAGACGAUUGUUGUUUUGUGCUCGGAGUGACAAGGGCGUUUGCUUACAUCGCACUCUAGUAACUAUGAUGCUACGAGCGCUUGACUUCAACGGUCUCAGGGGAAAGCAAUUCCGAUACCGUUCCUUGUGUCAAAUUGAACUUUCGGUCGGCCUGAAACUUGAGACCGUUUCGCAACGCGUCAUCAUUUCAUGAGAACGAAUAGCUCUUCCUUCCCGAGGCUCAAGGAAGGCACCGAAACACAGGAACGGAUAAACUACGAGCAGCCAACAGUUUGAUAACAUGAAGACACCGCGCAUAUAUCAAGCAGGACGGCUGUCAUUGAAACAUCGGCAGACUGGCACGUCACAGGAGCAUACCGCUAUGCUCCACUGACAUUGUGCGUGGCGCGUUACUCAGGAGUUCUUGUGGAUAUCCGCAUCAUGGUGGACCCUACUUUGUAUUGCUGUGCUCAAUCUAAACCCCUCGACCGACCACGCAACUGCUUUCUUGAAUUUUCGAGAAGGCACAGGAUGUGUUGUCACGACCCCGUUGUGCGCGCUAUCUCGAACUCCCGCUUUAUCCGCCACUGGUGUCCGCUCCAUGGUAUAUUGUGGACAGUCCUUCAGUACUUUGAAAGCAAGUAGAAAUGUGUGCCAUUGUGUGAGAAAUGAUUAAUCUUGUUUUUUACCGAUACCUAUUUUUUUUCUCACUGAAAUGUUCUGCAAUAGAUACCAUGGCCCAAUGUUGUCUUGAAAGAGAAAGUUUACAGCUGUAUAGAGGAAGUUUGCAUGUCAUGCUUUUCUUUCUCACGGCCUUUCACAAUUGGCGAUCACUGUGUGUUGAAGUGACUUAAUCGCAUUCAGGGGGCUACACAAACAAAAGAAAAAUUUAUGAAACGUGCUUAUCAGCCCUUACAAAAAAAACGAAAAAAAAAACAAACAAGAAAAAACACUAACAAUUGAACGUGAAACGACUUGUAGCCUAGGUAUAGGGGAGAAAGCACGCAGCAUGCCAGUUCAACGUGCCGAGUGCUGGCUGGAGGCGUGAUUGAUUUAAUUGCAAUGGAACUAGGGGAUGCACAGUCGGCAGUUCUUGGCGCCAUAACUCUUCUAUAGCAAUACAUUCUCUCAGUGCAUUUUUUUUUUCAGGGAUACUUGAGAUGCUGACGCAGUGUUCAAGAAGCUUAUUCUCUGCAUCGCACUUGUGCAGCCGUAAGUCCUUCGUACUUAAACGUCAGUACGGCCGUGAUAGCACAGCCUACUGCAUUUCCUCGCGGACCUGAGAAAUCUUCAAACCUAGAGGGCCAUGCGUUUUCUAUUGUUUCCUAUUUGUAAUUGUUUUGCGUCUUUGUCAGUUAUCUUUGAUUUCGUUGCCGGCUUUCGUGUGUGACAACAGGAGCACCACCUGUGCCGGCCCACUCAGACGAGCUGUUCUGCUUCUACACAGUGCAUGAGUAGCCUUCACAAGACUGCCGUCACCGGCCCCUGCAUUGGUGUAUUGUGACACAUCAUCUGUGCUGGCAUGUGCGCAUCCGCGCGAACUGGUGUGUUUGGUGACACGGCCACUCCCACACCUCGCCACCGCUUUACCAGUUGCAUCUGUCUAAGGGGGAUGUGUGUCGGACCUGUGAUGCCUGCGUGCGCACGUUGAAGAGAUCGGACAGCGGAAUGACGCCGCGACUUAACGAAGGAUUAGUCAACUGCGUGAGCCUAUUGUUCUUAGAAAACCUAGUGCGUGAACUGUUGUGCCGCUUUGGCGAAUUUGUGUUAUUUUGAAACUAAUUCGGCCUCUGGAGACGGUAAAAUGCGAGCAGGUACAGCCGCAUUCGAUAUGGCGAGCCGCCUUGUGUCGGCUUAAUUGUGCGCCAUGUCGCUCCAGCCACACGGCGGAUGAACAGUAUAGUAUAAGCACAGAAUUAGCUAUACGGGCUAGGGUACUGUUGCUGUAAAAUUUAGUGCGAAUUUAGUACGCUGAUUGGCGACGAAUUAUGCACGGUGAUUUAUGACUUUCGUUCUCUGCGAUGAUGUUUUGCCUGGCAGCAGAUGCAACGAUAAAGCCUUCAAAACAUACCUGACCAACAAGCGUACUUUGAUGGGCUGUUGCAAAGAUACUUUCCUGGAUCACUAACUACCCACACUGUACCUAUACAUCGGCGUUCCAAAAAUCAUCCAACUUAACACGAUCCCUGCAAGUAUGCGAGAACGUGAGUCAGAAAGUAGCUGUGCAUUGUUUCAUAGCGUAAAGAACGUUCUACGCCAUGACCGAAUGAACCACUUCGCAAUAGACAAAGUGUGGCGCAUUCAUGUGGCUGGAAACACACGUACUUGAGCGAAUGUAGCUGUUGACAAUUCUUCACCUUCACGUGAAUUCGGGUCUGCCUCAGACAACUGAUAGCGCGUGCGUAAUUGUCGGUGACGUAGCUGCAGAGUGCUUUCGUGUGCUGCUCAAAGAAAUGAACAGGCCUGGAAUGCAGAUCGGAUUCGACUCAUACACUGCCAGUUGAGGCUUUGCGUGUUCCUUUGCUGUCGUUCAUUCAGCCACGGUCCCAAUUUGUGGUCGCCAAUUGUGCUGUAAUGCGAUUAGGUAUCAAUGCAGGUUGCUGUAAUUCUGAGUCUCAGUUGAAACAUUUUGUCCCUGAACUUGGAAACAGCGGGCAGUGCAAACAAGGAUUCAUAAUCUGCGCAGUUUUGGAUAACUUGACGCUAUCUAUCCUUUCGGCAUUAUUCAUUAGGCGUCAGUUGCUCAACCGACCCACUUAUCGACGUAAGCGCAGUGUUUUAAACGACGUUUCAAACCUACUUACGACAUGUCAAAAAGUUGUUACUGACGCUUUGUUAUGCUGUUUAAUUUUGCAAUACGGCCAGAUUGCCGUUGUGCGCCUAUGUCACGAGAAAGUGUCCGUAAGUGUCCCGUUGCGGUUGAUCGAAGAAUGUGCGAGAACUCUAGAAAAGUACAUGGUGUGCACAAAGACUGAACAUGCUAUUUCGCUGGUGGCGUAGGUGUCAACGGCAGCAGUCGUUGCCACUUGCAAGUCAUGUGCUGUGUAGCACCCGCUGAUAAAUUCUCGCCUCUAGGAAUGUUAACCGGAAAACCAAAGACAGAUUAUCGCCAGAGCUAUAAAUAACUUAUUUCACAGUGUAUGACAGCGCCAUUUACUAUGCCCUUCUCUAGCCCCUGUUCCUUUUUUUUUUUUUCUGGUUACGUUCUGUUUUGCAAAAACGAGCACGCGAGGGCGAGCUUUCCAAUUUGACUCACCUGGAAAAGUAAUGAAAAUAUCCGGUAACAUGCUUUGGCGAAUGAAUUGCCAAACGCCGUCCGCUGGAUAAAUGCUACUGUAGAGGCAUAUACAUAAAUGUGCGAUUUCUUCAUAAGAAUAGCUUGUGGAAUUUCUAACCGUAUGAUCUGCCGAUGUGGCUGCAUAAGGAUCUGGUGUGCCUAUUUCACAUGUGCACAGAUGUUGUGCUCGAAGAAAUUUUCGAAAUGUGUGUGCUUUCUCGAAAAGCGCAAGAAAUCUAAGUAUUUAUUAAUAAAAACUGUGAUGCUCCGAUCCCUAAUUGGAACUUUUCAGAUCCGCUAGGCGCCUUUACCGUAAAGCCGACACUUUGGCAUGUCACAUUUCAGAGUGAAGUAUAGGGAGUCUCAAAGAACGGAGCGAGAUUUCCAUUCUUGCAACCUUUCUUGAAGUGUUGUGCAGUCCACCUGUCUUUGCGGUACAGUGCCGCCCUUUUCCUUUGUUUCUCGCGAGCGGAACUGAGCAUUGUUGUGCACUCGUGCGUGCGUCUACUCAUUUUGGUUACCAGCUGCUUGCGUAAGUUUCUUUUGUAAAAGAUUUUUUUACUGCCGUAUAACUCGGCGUUUUCUUCUUCUUCGUUGACGUUCGAGCGUCUCUUUCAUUCCUUUUUCUCGCAGUAAGGGCUUCCCGAUGGUAGUUCUUUCAGUGUCUUGUGAAGAAUGUAUUUCAUUGCCAAUAUUGGCGGAACGAAUAUAAGCUUGGUGCUGUGCCUGUCCAAAGCGCAAGCCUAUUUUCUUUCACGCGCAUGAUUUUUAUUUGUUUGUUUGUUUUUUUUUCGAAAGCAACGGGUGCAUAUUUGCACUGCUUGGUCAUCGCUAAGCCUUCUUCCCUGAUGGCUAAGCGACGUAGCCGAGCCUUUCUCGAAUAACGCCGCCUGUUCAAGCGCCCCAAUGCGCAGGUUUCUCUUCCUUUGCUCAGCCACUUUCAGGCCUUCAGCAUUUUGCUUAAUGUCCCCUUUCAGUGGCCGACCUAAAGAACUGCUCAUCGAGAUGACCAUGCUAGCGAAACUUUCGUUCUUCUAUUCAGAAAAAAAAAGUGUGCUGAUAUAUUGACAUUGUUGAUCCUGUUGUAGUUAUGAUUAAAGACAACAUUUCUUUUUCAUCAUA